This is a messenger RNA of Phragmites australis (common reed), 1293 nucleotides long. RefSeq names its product small ribosomal subunit protein uS8z/uS8w. Gene Ontology annotation, cellular component: ribosome; cytosolic small ribosomal subunit. The transcript is spliced from 4 exons. Bases 765 to 1157 code for a protein of 130 amino acids. Gene Ontology annotation, biological process: translation. Gene Ontology annotation, molecular function: structural constituent of ribosome. The record is from RefSeq and is a predicted model, not a curated record. Lineage: Eukaryota; Viridiplantae; Streptophyta; Magnoliopsida; Poales; Poaceae.
AUUAAAGCUCUGACAUUUCUUCACCAUUUUACACAUCUUAAUCAGUUUGUGAACUACAGAAACAUUAUGAUUUAGAGACCUGUGGGUAACCGUAAUUCUGUUUUUCCAUUUAAUGUAUAUGUUGAGUUUUCUUUUCAUCUCUUUCCGUUUGUCAUAAAUUAUCUUUCUUUGCUAUUUUUGUGGAAUUCAUUGUUAGACUGAUUGGAUUGAACACAAAAAACACGAUGAGGUGGUUUCUUAUAGCUGAAUCUGAACUUCCAUGUGUCAAGUAUUCUAUUUGUAUGUUUGCCAAGUGAUAGCCUGUGAACUGAUUAGCCAACACCUGAUCCAUGUAUUCUGUUCUGUUGCUGUUCUUAAUUAGAUCAUUUGUUGUGUCACUGCAAAUUGCAGCUUCUUUUCUUGUUUUUGGUUAUGUUGCUGUAGCGUGCUUGUAAUAAUAUGGAAUACGAGGAUGAUGGAGAAUCACUCGUUAGUGCAAUUGUGCAGAGUAGAUCUCUUAAUAUCAUUGGUUGCAUGCUAUCAGUUGGGGAUUAGUCGAUUUUACAGUCAUUGAUUGAGACGGGAAAUAAGUUCCCUUGCAGCAGCAAGACACAAGUAAUCAGGAAGCGUAUUUGGACCUGUCGGUACACUUAUUUUUAACGCGCCCAAUGUUUUCAAUGAAGCAGCAAUGUGAUUGUGUUUAGUUCUCUUUUGGGUUUUAGGAGUCUCUAGACUGGUGGUGGUGGAUGUGCGGAAGUCAAAUGUUUUAGUUGGGCUAGGUAAGGAUGGUGAGGGUCAGCGUCUUGAACGAUGCUCUCAAGAGCAUGUAUAACGCUGAGAAACGUGGGAAGAGGCAAGUGAUGAUCAGACCCUCUUCAAAGGUGAUCAUAAAGUUCCUUUUGGUGAUGCAAAAACAUGGGUACAUUGGUGAGUUUGAGUAUGUUGAUGACCAUCGUGCUGGCAAGAUUGUAGUUGAGUUGAAUGGCAGGCUGAACAAGUGUGGAGUAAUCAGUCCUCGCUUUGAUGUUGGCGUCAAGGAAAUUGAAGGGUGGACCGCCAGGCUGCUUCCAUCUCGACAGUUUGGUUACAUUGUCUUGACAACUUCUGCUGGCAUCAUGGAUCAUGAAGAAGCCAGAAGGAAGAACGUUGGUGGCAAGGUGUUAGGGUUUUUCUACUAGAUGGAAGUUUUGUGAAAGGAUUUCGCUUCAGUAUGGUAUUUAUGCGUUUUGAUGUGUAUUCCUGAAGUUCCAAACGAUACAGAUUGAACAAAUACAGUUUACCUUGGAUAUUAUUUGAGCCGGUUUGCUUGCGGAA